UCCCAGUGGAGCCACACUGAGGUCUGCUCAGCUGAAGCCAGAGGCACAGUGAACUACUGACUAAUGGAUUCUCCAAUUGUUAAACCUGUGUUAUAGGACAAAGAGCAUUGCUCCACAAAAUCUUGACCUACUUGUUGCUGCUACCAAAGACCUUCUCAAAGAGAGGGAGGUUUUCUCUUGGAGGUUGCAAACCAGAACAGGUCCUGGAGGAUAAGAGUCACCAACAUGCUACCCUCUGUUGUGUUUUUGGGACUUACAGUCCUCAUUGGCACUUCCAGGGGUUCCUACCCGUUCACUCAUUCCAUGGACAGUCACCUGCAUCCUCGCCUGUACCACGGCUGCUAUGGGGACAUUAUGACCAUGGAGGCUUCCGGGGCCCCCUGUGACAUAGACAAUUUGAUUAACUGCGGGAUCCGUGGCUCUGAAAUGUUUGCUGAGAUGGACUUGAAGGCCAUAAAGCCUUAUCAGACGCUGAUCAAGGAAGUGGGGCAGAGGUACUGCAUUGACCCUGCUAUCAUUGCAGCCAUCAUCUCCCGAGAAAGCCAUGGUGGCACUGUUCUUCAAAAAGGCUGGGACCACCGGGGACUUAAAUUUGGCCUGAUGCAGCUCGAUAAACAAACCCACCACCCUGUUGGUUCCUGGGACAGCAAAGAGCACCUUUUGCAAGGCGCUGGUAUUCUAACAGAUAGAAUUAAAGCCAUCCAGAGAAAAUUCCCUAAGUGGAGUGCUGCUCAACACCUGCAAGGUGGUCUCUCUGCCUUUAAGUCAGGAAUCGAAACCAUUGUCACCCCUGCAGACAUAGACACUGACCUCGUCAAUGAUCUUCUUGUCCGAGCUAAAUUCUAUAGAAGACAUGGCUUCUAGGCAAAGCCCUAUAAAUGAACCAUGUUGCUUGGGUAUCAAAUGCUCCCUCUUUAAGUUUGAUAUGAAUGUGUUGUACUUCACCCUGACACAACAUGGUUGAAAUUAUGAAAGAAAAUUUAUUUCUGAAUUUCUUAAUGAAAGUAAGGAUUAAAAGAAG
This is a messenger RNA of Ictidomys tridecemlineatus (thirteen-lined ground squirrel), 1021 nucleotides long. RefSeq names its product lysozyme g2 (gene Lyg2). Gene Ontology annotation, biological process: peptidoglycan catabolic process; defense response to Gram-positive bacterium. NCBI's taxonomy places the organism in Eukaryota, Metazoa, Chordata, Mammalia, Rodentia, Sciuridae. Gene Ontology annotation, molecular function: lysozyme activity. The record is from RefSeq and is a predicted model, not a curated record. Gene Ontology annotation, cellular component: extracellular region.